GCGCCGCUCCUCGGAGGCGGCAGGGUCUCCGGGAACGACCGUCUCGGGACGGCGUUUGAUCUCGUCGAACAAAUGCACUAUCUCUACGUCCGGGUUGUGAAGGCCAAGGAGUUGCCGCCUAAGGACGACGACAGUUCCGACGACGGUCCACAACCCUUCGUCGAGGUGAAGAUCGGAAACUUCAAGGAGACGACUCGGCAUUUCGAGAAGAAACCCGAUCCCGAGUGGAACCAGGUUUUCUCCAUCCUCAAGGAGCACAUUCAGUCCCCCGUCGUCGAGAUCGCCGUGAGAGAUAAAGACAAAAGCCAAGAAGAUUCCGAUCUGAUCGGAGCCGUCACGUUCGACGUUCUUGAGGUUCCCACUAGGGUUCCUCCCGACAGUCCCCUGGCCCCGCAAUGGUACCGGUUGGAGAACAACGCGGGAGGGAGGGCGCGUGGCGAGGUGAUGCUGGCCGUCUGGAUCGGAACCCAAGCCGACGAGGCCUUCCCGGAGGCCUGCAGCAUGGAAGUCUCCGCCACCACCGCCGCCGCGGCUCCUCCUCCGACUUCUGUAAGUCUUGCCAAUAUCAAGUCUAAGGUUUACUUGUCCCCCCGGCUAUGGUAUCUGAGAGUAAAUGUCAUUGAGGCCAAGGAGUUACCCUUUGGUGAGAAGAACAGACAAAACCCUGAAAUCUUUGUUAAGGUUUCUCUCGGGAAUGUGGUUUUGAGGACUAAGAUGUCUGUCACUAAGACGGCGAACCCGGUCUGGAACGAGGACUUGAUGUUCGUCGUGGCCGAACCGUUCGACGAGGAACUGGUUGUGUCUGUGGAGGAUAAGGUGGGAGGAAACAAGGAGGAAGUUCUCGGGAAAUGUGUCGUCCCUUUGCAAACGGUGGAGAAGAGGGUGGACUUUAGGGUUCCGACCGGCAGGUGGUGUGCCCUGGAGAAGCUUGUGCCGGCGGGGGAGAACGGGGAGAUGGUGAAUGUGAUCAAAACGAAUUGUAGGGUUCAUCUGAGGUUGUCGUUCGAUGGCGGGUACCAUGUUCUCGACGAGUUGACUCAGUACAGUAGCGAUUUCAAGGCCACCGCUAGACAGCUUUCCAAGCCGUCUAUCGGCGUUCUUGAACUCGGGGUCCUGAGCGCUCAGGACUUGGCACCAAUGAAGCAAAAGGAUGGCCGCGGGAGGACGGACUCGUACUGCGUGGCCAAGUACGGGCCCAAGUGGAUCCGUACUCGGACGGUUCUCAACAGUCUGAACCCCAAAUGGAACGAGCAGUACACUUGGGACGUGUUCGAUCCUUGCACUGUCAUCACAAUCGCGGUUUUCGAUAACAACCACUUGCCAGAAGUCGCGACGAAUAACNGUCUUGUCCCCAAAUGGGGUGAGGAAGAUCGGGGAAAUCCAGCUGGCUGUGCGGUCGAGAGCCUGAGGCAUCAGGCCACCCACAUCAUAUCGACGAGGAUGGCCCGAGCCGAGCCACCGCUCAGAAGGGAAGCGGUGGAGUACAUGCUCGACGUGGGGUCGAACAUGUGGAGCGUCAGGAAGAGCAAGGCGAACUACCUCCGGAUCGCCACGCUCCUGUCGAGCGUGGCGUCCGUCUGGGUCAUGUUCGACCGCGUCUGUGCCUGGCACAAUCCUGUCGUCAGCGUGCUGGCCCACGUCUUGUUCUUGAUGUUGGUGUGUUUCCCGCGGCUCAUUCUGAGUUCGGUUUUCCUGUGCCUCUUCGUCUUCGGGGUGUGCAAGUACAGGGGCAGGCCGAAGCACCCGCCCCACAUGAACAUCGCCAUGUCCCAGGCGGACAGGGCCCACACAGACGAGCUGGACGAGGAGUUCGACAACUUCCCCAGCUCGAAGAGCGGGGACGUGCUGAAGAUGCGGUACGAUCGUCUGAGGAGCAUCGCGUCGAGGCUGCAGACGCUGGCGGGCGACGUGGCGACGCAGGGGGAGAGGUUCGGGAGCCUGCUGAGCUGGCGUGAUCCUAGGGCCACGAUGGUGUUCCUCGUUUUCUGUUUGGUUGCUUGCGUGGUGUUCUACGUGGUCCCUUUUAGGGUUUUUGUUGUGGGGAUGGGGUUUUAUGUGAUGAGGCACCCCAGGUUCAGGGAGAAGAAGAUGCCAGGUGUCGUCAUCAGCUUCUUCCGCAGGCUGCCCGCCAAAUCCGACUCCUUGUUGUGACUCCCUGCAGAUUUAACUAUUAAUGGUUUUAUUUGAGUACUUAUUUUGAGUGUGAUCACCUGAAAGCACUUGAGAUGUGUUAAAGUUCACUUUUUUUGUUCUGGAAAAUAAGUACAGUAUUAUGAUUUUCAUUAAUGGCAUUCUUUUCUUUUUUCAUUAAGAGAAGAAAAUAUGUUUGUUGUG
Molecule: messenger RNA, 2334 nt
Organism: Cuscuta campestris
Lineage: Eukaryota; Viridiplantae; Streptophyta; Magnoliopsida; Solanales; Convolvulaceae
Source: the annotation of a GenBank genome assembly